This is a messenger RNA of Corticium candelabrum, 1031 nucleotides long. RefSeq lists its product as uncharacterized. NCBI's taxonomy places the organism in Eukaryota, Metazoa, Porifera, Homoscleromorpha, Homosclerophorida, Plakinidae. The transcript is spliced from 3 exons. The record is from RefSeq and is a predicted model, not a curated record. Bases 16 to 696 code for a protein of 226 amino acids.
UUCGUAAGACUUACGAUGAUUCGUUGCAAACGAGAGUGUUUAUUGGGCGCACUACUGAUCAUGAUCUUCGUCCUACCAGCGACAGCCCAAGUUAAGUUUGUGACCUCUCCACCAAGUAUUGUGUACAUCCCACCAACUAACAGUUCAGUAAAAACUGUGAGAUGUACAACAGAUGUUGCUGCCAAUAUCAAAUGGGUGCACAGCCCAUUUAAUGAUUUGGAUCCAACAACUUUCAAUAUUACUCAAGAGAGCAGCACUUCUAGUAUCAUGCUUGUUCACCAGAGUCUUGCUGAGUCCAAUGCAGUGGUUCUUGGUACUCUACUAACUGGCUCUAUUGUGUGUCAAGCAGGAACAACAACCAGUGCUCCCUUCACAUUUAGACACGGAGCUGCUCCAUCUGUGAAAACUUCUCCUGUUGAUCAAAGUGUGAAUGAGGGUGCAGACUUUGUAGAAUUCAACUGCAAUUUUGCUGAGAAAGAACCUGAACCGACUUUUAGCUGGACAUUUACCAACAAUGAUGGUCACAUGGAGACAGUACAAGAGCAACCACCACUUCUUCCAACUGCAAGGACAAGUUUGUUAGAAUAUCUCCAAUUUCAAGGGACAAAAGUGUCCAUUAUGAUUGUGUUCUUGAGAAUGAAUAUGACAAAGCCACUUCAUUGUAACCACCACCACAACCACCUGUCGUCAUCAUGAUCAAUAACAAUGCAACAAAACAACAGCAAACAAGCCAAAUUUAUGUUUAUAGCAAAUACAUACAGUAGCGAAUACGAUGCAACAAAUAAAUGAAAUUGAACUAAACGUUGAUGUCGAUAAUUACAAGAAAGGAUUGUGAAAUCAAAUAAGAAUGAAUGCCCCGAAGGUUAGAAUGUCGGGUCAACCUUUUUUCCUAGAACACAAUGUCCGACCCGAAAUUUUGCCUUAUAUUCUUCUCUGUAUAAUAAUAUCACAAAUGUUUAUGACAUUUGUUUAGUGUAAUUAGGGCUUAUGUAUAGGCUUGUAAUCACAUGGAUUUUAUCAAGUACAUUAUU